Molecule: messenger RNA, 2263 nt
Organism: Otolemur garnettii (small-eared galago)
Lineage: Eukaryota; Metazoa; Chordata; Mammalia; Primates; Galagidae
Gene: OGFRL1
Product: opioid growth factor receptor like 1
Exons: 10
Coding region: 1-2040 (679 amino acids)
Cellular component (GO): membrane
Molecular function (GO): opioid growth factor receptor activity
Source: RefSeq, a predicted model, not a curated record
AUGCCUAAGGCGUUUCAGAAGCUGAGAGGAAGAUUCAGCAGUAAGGCCCCAGAGACGGUGCAGAAAGGGAGGCGGGAUUGCAAAUCAGGAAGGCACAGGGCGGACAGCGGCACAGGCUGGGCUCAGCUGCAUCAAAUGCUGCAGUGGGAGAGAGAGAGGCUGAAGACCAGAAGAUGUGAGCAGGAGGCCUCCCGACCCAGGGAAGGAGUCCACGGAAGAGGAAGAGGACACUUCAGCGUCUGCACCAGGAGAGAGGGAGAGGGCGUGGACAGGACCCGCCCGCUCACAGUGACACCUCCUUAUUUGUCACCUCGGCGCCAGUCCUCCGCUCCUAGUGCUGGGCGGGAUCACUCUUCCCGCUCGACUGGGAGGAGUCCCGGACGGGUGUCCCGGCCCCGGGUAGGGAGGGUGGCAGCAGAAACCGGUGCUCCCCACGGGCCCCCACGGGCCUCCCCGGGCCGAGCAGAGGCAGGCCUUGCAGGGGGGACGCGGCAGCGAGGCGCGUCCCCGGGGGCCUGGGCGGCGGCGCCCGGGCCGGGGGAGGCCGCGCACUCCGUGGACUCCGGGCCGGCGCCGGCUCCCGCCCCCGGGGAAAAGGAGCCCGAUGGGCGGGUUCGAGCCGAGAGCCGAGGCGCCCCCGCGCACGGACGGAAGGCGGGGAAGCCGGGCGGCUGCGCGGCCCCCAGCGCCCCGGGUUUCCCGCUGCCCGCCGGCCGGGGGCCUGCGGCGGCCCGAAGCUCCGCGCCGCCCGCCACCGGCCUCGGGCCUGGCUGUGAGCACAUCGGGGAAUCCCCCAAGGCAGAAGGCAACUUGAAUGGGUGUUUUCAUCUCUGCAGCGCAGCUGGUAAUAGUGAGAAUCACACCACUUCAAAAAUGUGUGAAAAUCACUUAGGAGAUGUUGGUCUGUCAACACAGGGUAGUGAUUCCACUGAAGCAACUGCCAAACCAAAGAGAAGUUUUUAUGCUGCGAGGGAUUUGUACAAAUAUCGGCACCAGUACCCACAGAACUUCAAAGAUAUCCGAUAUCAAAAUGAUUUGAGCAAUCUUCGUUUUUAUAAGAACAAGAUUCCAUUUAAGCCAGAUGGUGUUUAUAUUGAAGAAGUUCUAAAUAAAUGGAAAGGAGAUUAUGAAAAACUGGAGCACAACCACACUUACAUCCAGUGGCUUUUUCCCCUGAGAGAACAAGGCUUGAACUUUUAUGCUAAAGAACUAACUACAUAUGAAAUUGAGGAAUUCAAAAAAACAAAGGAAGCAAUUCGAAGAUUCCUCCUAGCUUAUAAAAUGAUGUUAGAAUUUUUUGGAAUAAAACUGACUGAUAAAACUGGAAAUGUUGCUCGGGCUGUUAACUGGCAGGAAAGAUUUCAGCAUCUAAAUGAGUCACAGCACAACUACUUACGAAUCACCCGUAUUCUUAAAAGCCUUGGUGAGCUUGGAUAUGAAAGUUUUAAAUCUCCUCUUGUAAAAUUUAUUCUUCACGAGGCUCUUGUAGAAAAUACGAUCCCUAAUAUCAAGCAGAGUGCUCUGGAGUACUUUGUUUAUACAAUUAGGGACAGACGAGAAAGGAGAAAGCUCCUGCGGUUUGCCCAGAAACAUUACACACCGACAGAGAAUUUUAUCUGGGGACCACCCAGAAAAGAACAGUCCGAGGGAAGCAAGGCCCAGAAGGUGCCUGCCCCUCUGGCCUCCAGUCACAGCAGUCAAACUUCUCUGCAUAAAAAAUCCAAGGACUCCAAAACUUCCUCCUCCGCUGUUCACUUAAAUAACAAAACAGUUGAAGAAAAAAAAGUGGCACCAAAGGAGUCCGGGGAAGAGACAGAAAGGCCCAACCCAGAGCCCAGCAAUGAAGACGCCAAGCCGAGAAACACAGAGGACAGCGAUGCGGAAGCUUUGAGUUCUCAACCUGAAAAAACAGUCCCUCAUCCCACCGAAGAAAAGGAGAGUGCACCUCCUAUUGAAAAAGAUGAAGAAGGUGAAAGUCACAGCAGAGACCCUGAAGCUUCUGGAAAUACAAGUUGUCAUGAUGUUACAGUAUUACAGUGACUUCUCAGCAAACCCACAGGCCAGUUUAGGUAAGGGAGGAAACAGUGACUGUAUAAUUUAUCCUAGAGAACAAAGAUGAGGUCCGUUCCGAUUUUACCCAUCGGUGUGUGAUUAAUGUCGUACGCAUUUUGUUGUCAUUUGCUUUUUAUUUUGGAUGACAGUGAACUGAAUAUUUCAGUAAGAAGUUUUAAGAUAAGACCCAAUAAAUGAAUGUAUUCUGUAA